Microbotryum saponariae is the source of this 469-nucleotide messenger RNA. Lineage: Eukaryota; Fungi; Basidiomycota; Microbotryomycetes; Microbotryales; Microbotryaceae. The record is from the annotation of a GenBank genome assembly.
AUGCCCAACCAACCCAACCAGUUCGUUUCCGGUGAUUACGUCGUCCAGACCAAGGGGGAUGGCUCGCACGUCGUCAAGGACUACAGCAACGUAGGUGGCCCAUCUCCGCCCGCUCCGCGUCUUGUGCUCGUCAUACCCCACUCGUGCCCGAGGCCCGGGUUCUAACUUCUAGCUAGCAGUGCUGGAAGCCACCUAUGAUCAAGUGAGCUGACCCAUGAUGCGGCGGUCGUUCUAACAGGUUCAACAAGGCUACAACGGCUUGUACAACAACCCUCAACACUCGGAUUUGAAGGACGUGAGUCGUUCGCCACGCUGCGUGCCUCGGAUCCGAUUCUCUUGUCAGCCCGAAAGCUCACGCGCUCCUGAUAUCUAUCGGAUCCUUCAGUACGCCCAAGCGCAAAGCCACCAGUUGUCGCAACAAUACUACCAGCAACAUCAACAAGGUGGUAAUUCGUCCGGUCGCAAGUGA